AGGGGCAUGGGUAUGCAAACUGGAUGAAUCUUGAACAGGGUAAGAGCAAGGAUUUGAAACUCCCAUCUGUCAAGUUAAUACUUCAAAGACAGAGUUUCCAGCUUUCCUGAGGUGUGUGGAUCCUGUCUUUCUGUCCAGAAUCCUCCCUCCCAUAAGCUCACUUUACUUCUAAUGUAGAAUAGAGUGGUUUUUAAAUUAAUUCCAAAAGGAAAAUAGUAAUGACAGAAAGACUGUCUCUCAGUCCUGGUAGAAACAUAUCUGCUUCACAGUUUGGGAUCAGAGUUAGACUCUCUUACUGCUGAACAAGGAGGAAAAAAGAGUUCCAGAGAGCAAUUUACCUGUAGUAAAUACACAAUUGCAAUAAAACAUACGUUCUCCCUGGCAGAUUUCGGAAUUUUCUGAUUGGUGCCUUAUAUGGCAUAUGUUACACAUUGACACAGAUUAAAUUUCUCUCUUGACUGGAAUAAUGCAUGCUCAGGAGGAAUGCUAGUGACCUAGCAAUACGCCCGAACAGCUCGCGGCAAGUGGUGGAGCAGAGUUCCUGGAGGACGGCUAGCUGAGGGCAGAGCACUCCCUUCAGCUGUGCCAUUCUGCCUCUCUCCUCCUCCUUCUCCUCCUCCUUUCUCCCUCCGUUUUCUUUCCCUCUGCCUUUGCCUGUUACACUUUCCCCAGACCCUUUGGCUUUGUUGUGCUGCACGUCUGUUUAGCAGGAGGGGGAUUGGCUGCUCGCCGGCUCAGGGAGGACUUCCCCGCAGCCCACCCCAACCCACUCACCCACCCCUGGGUCAGGAAAUGUGAGCAGAGCUGAUGGAGGCGGAGAAGCAGGGCUGAAGUUCGCACCAGCACUGGAUGUGACAGCAGGCAGCGGAACGCUUCACAGCUUGUUCGGUGUCCGACCCCAGGUCCCGGACAGACCCAACCAUGGAGGGCUGCAGCUGGACCGCUGCUGGCACCCUGCUUCUGGCUUCACUCCUCCUGAGCUCCAGAACAGCUCGCUCAGAGGAAGACCGAGACUCGCUGUGGGACGCCUGGGGUUCAUGGAGUGAAUGUUCACGUACUUGUGGAGGAGGGGCUUCAUAUUCACUGAGACGCUGCCUGAGCAGCAAGACCUGUGAAGGGCGAAACAUCCGAUACAGGACGUGCAGCAAUGUGGACUGCCCUCCAGAAGCAGGUGAUUUUCGUGCUCAACAGUGCUCGGCACACAAUGAUGUCAAGUACCAGGGGCAGUUUUAUGAGUGGCUUCCUGUCUCUAAUGAUCCUGACAACCCGUGCUCGCUGAAGUGCCAGGCCAGAGGGGCAGCUUUGGUUGUAGAACUGGCACCGAAGGUUCUGGAUGGGACCCGGUGCUACACUGAAUCCCUGGACAUGUGCAUCAGCGGCUUGUGCCAAAUUGUUGGCUGUGACCGCCAGCUGGGAAGCGCUGUCAAGGAAGAUAACUGUGGGGUCUGCAAUGGCGAUGGGUCCACCUGCCGUCUGGUUCGAGGCCAGUAUAAGUCCCAGCUCUCAGAAAAUAAACUGGAUGAUACGGUGGUUGCUAUUCCCUAUGGAAGCAGACAUGUUCGCCUCGUGCUGAAAGGACCUGAUCAUUUAUAUUUGGAAACCAAGACUCUCCAGGGUGUGAAGGGUGAAAAUAACCUUAGUUCCACAGGUUCCUUCAUUGUGGACAAUUCUAGCAUCGACUUCCAGAAGUUUCCUGACAAGGAGAUACUGAGGAUAUCUGGGCCUCUCACUGCAGACUUCACUGUCAAGAUCCGCUAUGCUGGUGCUGCUGACAGUUCAGUCCAGUUUAUCUUCUACCAGCCUAUCAUUCACCGAUGGAGGGAAACUGAUUUUUUCCCUUGUUCAGCAUCCUGUGGAGGAGGUUAUCAACUGACUUCUGCUGAAUGCUUUGAUCUGAGAAGCAACCGGGUAGUAGCAGAUCAAUACUGUCACUAUUACCCUGAAAAUAUCAAGCCAAAGCCAAAACUUCAGGAGUGUAAUUUGGAUCCUUGUCCUGCAAGUGAUGGAUACAAGCAGAUCAUGCCCUAUGACCUCUACCAUCCCCUUCCUCGGUGGGAAAGUACACCCUGGACUGCCUGUUCCUCCUCCUGUGGAGGGGGCAUUCAAAGCCGCAGUGUCUCAUGUGUGGAGGAAGACAUUCAAGGGCAUAUUAGCCCUGUCGAAGAAUGGAAAUGCAUGUAUACUCUGAAGAUGCCUGUUGUCCAACCUUGCAAUAUAUUUGACUGCCCAAAGUGGCUUGCUCAGGAGUGGUCACCGUGCACUGUGACCUGUGGGCAAGGGCUCAGAUACCGCGUGGUUCUUUGCAUUGAUCACAGAGGGAUACAUACAGGAGGCUGUAGCUCUAAAACAAAGCCACACAUAAAAGAAGAAUGCAUUGUACCCACUCCUUGCUACAAACCCAAAGAGAAACUUCCUGUGGAAGCAAAGUUGCCAUGGUACAAACAGGCUCAAGAGCUGGAAGAAGGAGCAGUGGUGUCUGAAGAACCAUCGCUGCUCAUAGGAUUCUCAAGGUUUAUUCCUGAGGCUUGGUCUUCCUGUAGUGUCACCUGUGGAGUGGGCAGCCAGGUGCGACUUGUGAAAUGUCAAGUGCUCCUGUCUUUCUCUCAGUCUGUUGCUGACUUGCCCAUUGACGAAUGUGAAGGUCCAAAACCUGUGUCUCAGAGAGCCUGUUACAGUGGCCCUUGCAGUGGAGAGGCAACUGAAUAUACUCCAGAGGAAACCGACCUGCUCUAUGGCAGCUUUCAGGAAUUUGACGAGCUCUACGACUGGGAAUACGAGGGUUUUACUGAGUGCUCAGAGUCCUGUGGAGGAGGUGUCCAGGAGGCUGUGGUGACCUGCCUGAACAAGCAAACCAGGGAGAUUGCAGAUGAAACAUUGUGCGUAAUGAGCCGCCGUCCUCCACAGCUACUGAAAGCCUGUAGCCUGGACCCCUGCCCCCCAAGAUGGGAGAUUGGGAAAUGGAGCACCUGCAGUCUUACUUGUGGGGUCGGAUUGCAGACACGAGAUGUCUUCUGUUCUCACCUAUUAUCAAGAGAAACUAAUGAGACCGUGAUCUUGGCAGACGAAUUGUGCCAUAAGCCUAAACCAUCCCUUGUGCAAGCCUGUAAUCGCUUUGACUGCCCACCCUCCUGGUAUCCUACAGAAUGGCAAGAGUGUUCACAGACAUGUGGAGGUGGUGUCCAGAAGCGAGAUAUGCUUUGCAAGCAGCGUCUGGCAGAUGGAAGCUUGUUAGAGCUGCCAGAAACUUUCUGCUCCAUGCCGAAGCCAGUUACCCAACAAGCCUGUAAAAAUGAGGACUGUCCCAAUGAAUGGCUUCUCUCUGACUGGUCACAGUGUUCAGUGACUUGUGGAGAGGGAACCCAGAGUCGAAACGCUAUUUGCAGAAAGAUGCUGAAAACUGGGGGUUCUGUCAUCAUCAAUUCCUCACUGUGCCCACCUUUGCCAUUCUCAUCCUUGAUCAGGCCUUGUGCACUAGCUGCCUGUGCAAGGCACAACAGGCCAACUCAUAAGCAAAGUCCCCAUAUUGUGGCCGUAAAGAAAGUUUACAUCCAGACAAGGAAGCAGAAGAAGCUACACUUUAUUGUGGGUGGGUAUGCAUACCUGCUACCCAAAACCUCCGUUAUUCUCCGCUGCCCCACAAGGAGGUUCCGGAAGUCGAUGAUCACUUGGGAGAAGGAUGAUAAGAGGCUCAUCACUUCAGCUCACAUCACUAUUGCACCCUAUGGUUACAUGAAAAUCCAUCGUUUGAAGCCUUCGGACACUGGGACAUACACCUGCAUAGCAGGGCCAGCCCGUGAACGUUUUGUAAUUAAACUAAUAGGAAGCAACAAGAAGCUCAUUCCUGGGCAGCCAGCUGUCAUUAGGGAGGAAGAGUCCAUGGGAAAGGCCAGCCUAAAUGAAGCCUUGCGAACACAGGAGAAACAUGUCAAUGGGAUUCUCUUCAAUGGAAGCAAGGCUGAAAAGCGAGGACACAUUGCUGACCCUAGCAGCUGGUAUGAUGAUAUUGUCUCAAGGCUGCUACAGCACAGGGGUUGGCCAGGGGAAAGUCUGGAGUCCUGGGAAGACCAGGAAUCCAUGGAGAGAAACAUAUCCUCAGAGGAAGACCAGAGCCGGGAAUAUAACCUGCCAUUUACUAUGGUCACAGAGCAGAAACGUUUAGAUGAUAUCAUAAGGAAUUUUUCUCAGCAACCUGAGGAGCUUAAAGAUAUCUACACUGAGCAGCUUGUUGUACAGCUGGCUCAUGACAUUUUUAGGAGUCACUUGGAGCAUCAGGAAUCUGUCCUCAAAGCAUCAAGGCGAAGAGUUGACUCAACUUCUGUGGAAUACCCUUUCCACAGACGAGUUUCUGGAUUUACUAGCUCCCUGAGGACAUCAUCUGCUGAAGCACUUCUUCCCACUUCCAUGGACAUGACAAACAGGUUGCGCAGACCUCAUCAAAAGCCUGCCAUCCUCCGAAAGAUUUCAGCAGCACAACAGCUUUCUGCUUCAGAGGUUGUCACCCACCUGGGACAGACAGUGGUCCUAGCCAGUGGCACACUGAGUGUGCUGCUUCACUGUGAAGCAGUGGGAAACCCAAAGCCCACCAUCAGCUGGGCUAAGAAUGGAGAGGAGGUGAAAUACAAUGAUAGGAUGCUUCUUCAGCCUGAUGACUCCUUGCAGAUUCUAGCGCCUGUGGAGGCUGAUGUGGGUUUCUAUGCUUGCAAUGCAUCUAAUGCUCUGGGAUCUGACUCUGUGUCCAUUGCUGUCACUCUAGCAGGAAAGCCGCUAAUAAAGGCAUCAAGAGCUACUGUUAUCAACACUGAGUUAUCUGCUGUCACUGUUGAUAUUGGAAGCACGGUGAAAACAAUCCAGAGAGCAAAUGUUACCAUUAACUGCCAGGUUGCAGGUGUUCCUGAAGCAGAAGUUACUUGGUUUAAAAAUAAGGUGAAGCUAUCCUCUGCUCACCACCUGCAUGAUGGGUUGCUGCUAAUUGCGAAUGUUUCUCUGGCAGAUCAGGGUUUAUACUCCUGCAAGGCAGCCAAUCUUCGUGGGGAGGUAACUGAAAGCUCCCAGCUGUUUGUUCUUGAGCCUCCACGACCCCUUCCUCAACUAGAAGACUUUACAGCAGUGCUUUUCAGCACUGGGACCAGACUUCCUUCAGUGCUGACUUCUCCUUCAGGAACAAAAAUGGCCAUCAGUCCAGGGAGCUCUGCUCUCAUAGGUUGUGCUGUGGAUGGCCAUCCAACCCCAAACAUCACCUGGCUUUACUCUGGCAAGCCUCUCAGUCUGAGGCAUCACCUCCUGGCAGCAGGACGAGUUCUUCAGAUAUUCAACAUUAGUGAUGCUCCUGAAGGUGAAUUCAGCUGUCUUGCUCAGAAUGAGGCUGGCUCACUCAUACAAAAUACUUCCCUGACAAUUCAAGAAUACCAGUGGUCAGUGGACAAGCUGAUGGCUUGUUCUGCUUCCUGUGGCCACAAAGGGGUGCAGCUGCCCCAGCUCAGAUGCUUACUGGAUGGGUCUGAAGUCAACAUAUCUCACUGCAAAGAGAAGCCCAAGCCAUCCCUGCAGCCCAUCGCAUGCAACAGGAGAGACUGCCCUUCACGAUGGAUGGUAACUUCAUGGUCUCCAUGCACGCGGAGCUGUGGUGGAGGCAUCCAGACGCGGCGAGUGACAUGUCAGCGACUGACAGCAAAAGGCAGCUCUGUCCCGAUGUCAAACGAGGCUUGUGUCCAAGUGUCCAAGCGCCCCGUGGACACUCAGAACUGUAACAAGCAACCCUGUGUCGAGUGGGUGGCCUCCUCCUGGGGCCAGUGUAAUGGGCCUUGCAUUGGACCACGACUGGCUGUACAACACAGACAGAUACUUUGCCAGACCAAAGAUGGGACUUCUGUGUCAUCUGAUCAAUGCAGUGCCUUGCCAAGGCCUUUGAGCACUCAGAACUGCUGGACUGACAUCUGUGGUGUGCACUGGAGGGUCAGCCUGUGGACCGUCUGUACGGCUACCUGCGGAAACUACGGCUUCCAGUCCCGACGCGUCGACUGCGUGCAUAUCCGCACCAACAAGCCUGUGCUGGAGCACUACUGCUCCUGGAGACCACGGCCGGCCAACUGGCAGCGCUGCAACAUCACGCCCUGUGAGAACAUGGAGUGCAGAGACACCACAAGGUACUGUGAGAAAGUGAAGCAACUCAAACUUUGCCAGCUCACCCAGUUCAAAUCACGCUGCUGUGGGACUUGUGGAAAAGCUUGAAGACAAAUGCAAUGAAAAUGGAGGAACAAGGGGAUCACAGCCUUUGCUUCAAUGAGGCAAGGACUUUCACAGAAAAUAUAAAUGGAAUGGAUUUUUUUUUUCAUUUUAUUUAUUUAUUUCCCUUUAAAAGAAAAAAAAGGAAAAAAAAAAAAAAAGGAAAAAAGGAAAAAGAAAACCUUUUAACAAAUUGUUGUUGUAAAGGGACCUGACAAGUUUUCCCUCCUAUAAAUCUGGGAGACAGAAUGCAGCAAAAUAAUCAUGAGGUUAGAUAACAAAAAGUCAAAGAAUCCCAUGCCACCAGCAAAGGGCCUGAGAGGAGUGGGGCUGCCCCAAAAUGUUUGUAUACACUUGGGGAUACACCAAUAGAUAGAUGGGGAAGCACAUCAAAAUGUAAACCUAGCAUCACAUUGAACCACCACAACAUGAAUCAAAGAAUCAAACAGCUUGACAGAUCAUAGGGUUUGCAGAAAACAAAACAAAACAAAGCAAAAAAUAAAUAAAUAAAUAAAAAUAAAUAAAAAUAAAAAUAAUUAAAAAAUACUAAACAAAACAUUCAUCUGUGCAGUAUACCAACCAUAUAUCUUAGAGUAGUUUGGGAAUAUAAGCAUAUGAUUUUGCUUUAUAAUCCUAUUAUUACAACCAAGAUUGGUUGUAUACCUUUCUAUACCCCUCUCUCCUUCUCCUCCCAGGCCUUCAAAUGAUCUCAGUGGGAGAUAGCUGUUGAUCUUUGAAGAUCUAGAGUCAUGUCUGAUAAAGUUAAACAAUGUUGUGUAAUGUGAGUGAGUCUAGAAGACAUCUGAAAAAGUUCCCAGAGUGUAUUUGAGAGGGAGGCUCGGCACUGGGAGGGUUGCUUCAGCACAGAGAUGAGGUGGUUAUGUUAGCUAUUAUCUAGGAGAAGGAAAGAAAGUAUGAUCUGCUACUAACAGACUGUAACACAAACCUGCAAAUGUUGUCCUGUGCAUAACACAGACAGGGAAAAUAUCAUUUGUGGUAACAAGAGCUGCUUCACAUACUACAUCCUACUAACACUUCAUAGGAAUAAAUAGGAGUACUAGUUCCCAGAGUUCAGGUUCUUUGAGAGCUGAGGUUUGGGUAAGAAAUUUGAGGAAGUGGGUUUUCCUUUCCUGCUAAUAUGAAUAUUUUCUCUCCUGACAGCCAAGCCUUUCAGUCAAGUAGUAGAAAAAAUUUCUGAUAUCUUUGGCUUUGUUCCUACUCAGUAGAAACAGAAUAGAUUCAGCAUCCGUCCCAGAGGGCUAACACCAAUAAAUUUUGAUAAGUUUGCUCCUCUCUGGCUGCCUCCCACAAGAAAAUGGGUAGUACAAAACAGCAUAUUUUUUAAGCCUGGGUUUAACACCCUAAAAAUAUGAUCUAAAAAGUGAGCCUCAAACAUCACACAUUGCAGGCUGUCUGUGAGUCUUUCUCCCUAGCCAAUUGCAGUGACUAUUCAUCCAUUGAAGUACUUCAUCCUUUUAGUUCCUGGGCAAUUCCUGCUCUGCUCUGAAUAGGGCUUUAAAAUUAGAAGGGAUUUGCAAAGUAGGAGGUUUGAGCAUUAUAAAAAUUUAAAAGAGAUCUAUCUGGAUCUGAGGCUUUGACUUGAGACCAUCUUUAAAUCAAAGGUUUGGCUGUGCUUUACCCCAGUGGGGCUCAGGCCUUGUGGUACAUUAAUGAAAGGCUGUUCAAGUACUGCUGUGUUACAGAUUCCGUAACGUGGACUUUUCAGCAAAACUGGGAAUCUAAUUCUGAGGUCAGUGUCAGAUACAUGACAUUAAACUGUCUUCAGUUUGGUUGCUUCAAAACACAUCCGGCAGUGGAUGCUCUCACUACGAAUGGGUCUUCAAGAAAUAGUGUUGCUAAGCUUCCGUGUAACUUUUUAUUUAAAAAAAAAAAAAAAAAAAAAAAAGAAGAAUGUCUUUCUAUGUAUGUAAAUGUAUAUCUUUUGUGUAUAUUUAUUAGGAUUUCUUGUAUAAAAAGUGCAAUAUUAAUAAUUGUACAUUAUUUUGUCCAGAUAAAGCUAUUUGUGUUUUUUUUUGUUUUUUUUUGUUGUUUGUUUGUUUUGUUUUUGUUUUUAUUUUAUUUUUUUAUUUUUUUAAAUCUCCCCAGAAUGUUGUUCCUCUAAAAUCAAUGGUAAUAGUGUAUUUUUCACUUGCAUUUAAUUGAGGAUCUGCUUCACUGUGCACUGAGUGCUUUAUAAAAUAUGACAUGAUGGAGGGGUGGCAUUUUUAACUUGUGAAAUGAUAGUUAUGCAUGGAAUGAAGGACAAUUCCUUAAUAAUAAUAGCAAUAAUAGCAAUAAUAACAAUAAUAACAAUAAUAAUAACGUGGUGGAUAUUUCUAGUACUGUAGUUAACAAAAAGCAGCACAGGGAAGUAUUUACAUUUGUUUGAUAGCUAAGCAUAUUCAGAUGAUCAUGUGUUGAAUGGUAGCUGUGUAACCAUGCUGAGGAUAAACAAAAAGGAUCAGAUCUGGAGGAGCCACUGUGUCAUCUCUGCAUAGUGUGAAUCUAAUUUCAUGUGUUUGUUCUGUGAAUUGUGACUUGGCAACAUCUCAGUAAGAUUUCUGAAUAUUUUACAAAAGAACACUUUCCUUCUCUAAAAAGAAAACAAACAAGCAAACUUGUAUUUAUAUAUAUUUUUGUACAGGUAAUGCAGGAUACUUAGUUAACUACUGCUGUCUGAUGUGUUGUUUAUUAAUCUUUAAAAAAAGCCAAAGUAGCAAAGCUUUUGAAGUACUCUGUCCUUAUUCUGUAUUACCACAGCAGCAAACAGCUGUUACAUGAAACAUACAUGAUUCACCAUCAUCCUCUUUCCCCAAGACAGGAUCAACCCUGUCUUAAUUUCUUUUUAAAAGUCUCCAGUCAUUAAGAUUCUAUGCCUUGUCUUGGAGAUCUGUUUGAACUCUUCAAUUGCCUUGCUUUAUUCUUUUUAGCCUCUGUUUUUCUUCUAGAGGCAUAAGGCCAUUGCUGGUCCUAAGUUCAUGGCAAGUAUAUAGGCUCAUAAAAGUAUAUUCCUUUUCUGUACACAGAAACCAUCAAAAACAUCUUAUAACUCUUCUCAGCAACUCCUGGAGUAAAGCAAUGCAUACUACCCCUAUUAUUCAGUCUUUUCUUAUAUGUUCCCACUACUUUCAUUAACAGAACUUGCAACUCAUUGAAGCAUCAAGUGUAUAAAAGGAAUCCUACUCAUGAGCAGAAUGACGAGGAAGAAAACAUGAAUAAAGUAUUUCUCUUAACAAAGACAAAAUCAGGUUUUGAAUGUGAAGCUGGUUCUGCUGUUGCCCCUUUUCGAACAAAUGUUAUAAUGCCUCUUCUAAAAGGGAAUGAUGAUUUUGCUCUCAUUUACUGACAGUUUCCCCAGUAUGGUGUUCCCUCCUACACUUUUUAGACCCCUACACUGCAGGUGAAUAUCUCAUAUAAGCACAUGCACACACAGAUGCAGGCCAAAGACAACCCCUACAACUUCCAAGCAACUGCACUGAAGGUAAUGGGAACUCAGUCAUUCAUUUUGAGUAAAACAAAUAUAAAAGCUGGCGUUGAUAAUAAAAUGAACAGCAGACCAGCUUAGGUUCUCCAGAGAAUAAUUACUCUUUUUUCAUGCAUAUGGCUCUGGUUACCAGUCAAGUCAAAAAGCCUUCAAAACCUUCAAAGCAAGCUUCCAGAUUUCUCCCUACUAAUUUUCACUGAGAAAGAAAAACAGUUGUGCAACAAGCAGACAAAUGCAGUGCUGAAAGGUUCCCAACAGGAGACCCAUUCCAGGCCCUUGUUCUGUGGCAAGGUAAGCACAACUAAGCUACUCCAGACAUGUAUGUCUACAUGCAUGCCUUUAAAAGCCAUAGAAACCAUGAGGGAGAAUUUUCCAAAGUAGCCAUUAGCUGGAUUUUUUUUUCCUACUAUAUGGCCGUAAUCAUACAAACUGUAAAUUAAGGUUUUGUUUGUUUUCUUUGCUUUUUGUUUUGUUUUGUUUUGUUCUUUUUAAGCUAACUUCUCUGUAGGUAGAGUUUACACUUUUUUGUUGCCCUUUUUAGCUGACUUCUACCUAUCAGAAGAUCCCUUCUUUCACACUUGGCCAAUCCUUCCUCUACCAUCUUGUGGUCUAUAUGAACUCAUUUUGUCAGCUUCUCUCCGAAAUCUGACUCUCUACUCUUCCCCUCCCAUCUCUUUAUUUUAUCUGCACCCUCGCUCAUUUUGGGUUCUUAUACUUGGGUACACACUUCCAAUAGCUAGAAAACAGUCUUGAAUGUUUUGCAACCACACUUCAGAUCAAGACUACUCCUGUUUCACAUUUGGCUUGGUCACUUCAUAGUCCAGUAUAACUGCUAACAAGAUAUACAUCAUUUCUUGUACUGCAUGUUGCUUUUAUCCAUCUGGUGCCUGGUAUUUGCACUCCUCUGUACUAGGCACUGCAUCUCUUACCCAGUCUAUUAACAUUAGCAAGACUUGAAUCCUAGUUUUUGCCAUUGGAGGUACUGUUAGGUCACCAGCAUGGCAUAACCCGCAGAGUUCUUCAGUAUGGUCUUUUUUCCAGCUUUAAAGUCCUGGAAAUAGUAGAGGAAGUAUAGUGGCCUCUGUGGCAUCAACAUCUGAAAUAGCUGCUGCAGCUUUUUAGAAACAGGUUUCCUGACCCCUACUGCACCAAUUUGGCUAAUGAAAUACAGUCUAGUGGAUGGUGUGCUUAAAGAAUGAUGCAUGUGAUUUUGUCAACAUUAUUACCAAGAUGUAUCUACUGCUUUCUUCUGACCCUCCUUGCAAGUUAUCCUAUGAAACAAAAAGCUAAUGAUCACCUUAUUUGUUUUGUGCCUAAACACUGAUUCAUAAAUAAAUUUGAUUAAUUCUUUGUCAGUGUAAUCUGACACCUCAGUUUGUAGACAAAGGUGAACCAAGUGUUAACUCUCUUCCAGAUUUUCAAGACCAUUAAAGUCCUCCCAAGUUCUUAAUGAUAACUGUCAGUGAGUCACUAAUUAUUUCGGCUAGUUCGCAUAAAAUUAACUUUAUUCAUUCAGUUAUCUGAUUCUUAACAUGGAAGUUUUCAAACUGUUUUGAAUGUCAGAUUUUCACACAUACUGUAUAUACACAUGUGUAUACACACAUAGUGUAUACAGAUGGAAAGCUUGGAGUCACUAAUGCUUACUAUGGCCCUACAUAACAGCUGUGGAAUACAGUAUGGAAAUAAUCAAUUUAACCUUUUUCUUCAUGCUUUUGUUUAAAAGUAUAUGUAAGAAUAGCAAUGGUCUUAUGCACUAACUGUCUCAGUUUUUAUUUGUGGAUACUAAAACAAAGACAAUGUCUAAUACUUUCAUUGGCAAAAGAGUAGGGGAGGAGACAAUCAGAUAUCCUUUUUCUAUUGAUCAUACAUAUUUCUCACACUAAAAGCAUCUUGGUUUAUCAUCAUUUCCCCCCCCAUUGCUUUUCACUAUCUCCACCCAACUGUUUUCAGUUGAUAAAAAUCCAGUCUAAAACCUAGGCAUAUACCAAGUUAUUUUAAUCACAUUUUCCUGUAAGGUUCUUACAUUUUUAAUAUAUAUUUUGAUAUGAAGUUUGAUAAUACGCAACCUAAAUGUUAUUUACCCAGAUCUAUAAGGAAAAAAGCAAAGUUACAGCAUCUUCUCUUAUUAUAUGUUUCUGCCUUCCCCUGUCUUUUCACUGAGAUAAAACUGAAUUGCUCCCAUUCUCAAUCCCACAUAUGGAGACAUCAAUGCAACAGUAAAUGUUAUUCUGCUUCUGUCACUCUGAGAAGCAAAUGUGGUGCUAAGCAUUAUCAUUCUUUCAGUGAUCACUGAAGAAGACGAAGACUAGAAAUUUAAUGAAACCACAAAGUCUAGCCCUUCUCUUUGGCCAGUAUGGUUAUGAAAUCUGGAACAGCCUGUAUUAAGCCAUCCAAUUCAUUUUGGAUGCCAGAGGCAGCAAGGGUGAGAAUAGACAAGUGCCUUAGUGUUAGAGAAGUAUCACAGCAGGGUCCAUCUGGAAGAGAUUUUUUUUCAAAUGAAAAAAAAAAAUAAAAUAAAAUAAAAGACAAAAUUGAGCUCAAACUCAUGGAAUGUACUUUAAACAGACCAUCAGCAGUGGCUCCUCACUGAUCUGGGCUCGUGUACCAGCUCGUGCUCUUAAGAAGGUUUUAUGCAUGGAGAAGUAAGGCUAACACCUAACACAGCAUAAAACAUUUUCUCAUCAAUUAAAAAUAAAAAUAAAAAAAAUCCAAAAUACCAUAGGCAAUCAACUUGUAAGUACUGUUGCUAGAAAUAUUGAUGGCAAAUGAUAUGUCCUCUCACUGAUGUGGAAAAUAUCUGACAGCAUAAAGCAAUAAAUAAAAGUUUGAAAGUUUAAA
Molecule: messenger RNA, 12544 nt
Organism: Anas platyrhynchos (mallard)
Lineage: Eukaryota; Metazoa; Chordata; Aves; Anseriformes; Anatidae
Gene: ADAMTSL1
Product: ADAMTS like 1
Biological process (GO): extracellular matrix organization
Cellular component (GO): extracellular matrix
Source: RefSeq, a predicted model, not a curated record